Colletotrichum phormii is the source of this 993-nucleotide messenger RNA. RefSeq lists its product as uncharacterized. The record is from RefSeq and is a predicted model, not a curated record. Lineage: Eukaryota; Fungi; Ascomycota; Sordariomycetes; Glomerellales; Glomerellaceae. Gene Ontology annotation, biological process: mycotoxin biosynthetic process. The coding region runs from base 282 to 983 and encodes 233 amino acids. The transcript is spliced from 5 exons.
AUAUUAACAGAUAAAGUCGUGUCAAUGGAGGAAACAAGCUUUCUGAAGUCGGCUGACUAGACGAAUACAGAAGGUCGAUUACCCAGUCUUAGAAACUGACUCGUUGCUAUCCAGCGCAGCUUUCGGUCCUGAACGAUGUCUUCAUUGCAGUGAAUUCCCUUUUUCUCAUAGACGGCGAAAGCCGCCUUGUCGGUGGCGAGUCAUGUUUUAAACCAGGCCAGUCUGGCCGCAGACGAGACCUCCAAGAGGAAUGUGAAGUAUUCCUCUUGGACGAUGAAAACAUGCAAUCGCCCGCCAAAAGAAGCAGAACUUCAUUCAAAAACCUCCGUUUUCCUUUUUUCUGGGUUAGCUGUCUACUUCUUGGGCUGUCGACUUGGCUCCAUUUCAACCCAGCAGGACCAUCGGACUUGGCCUGUGCUAGAAAGCUCAACGUUUUGUCACCCGUUCAAGAUGCUUUAGAAUUUGAAGAUGUCCAGUUUGACAAUGGCUUCUGGAAGUCCAGCCCUUACAAGGGAAGGCCAACUCCGGAACUUGAAGCCAGAUGGAAGGAUCUGUGGUACUACGGAUCAUUUGACUUAUCAGAUGAAUACUUACCGGCAUUGAACAAGACACCGCAUGGUGUCGGCGGUGACUCCUGGGCACGCACGAAGCCAGGCUAUCUCUUAGCUGGCCUCGAAGUUUUCCACAACCUCCAUUGCUUGAACCUCGUACGUCAGUUUGUGCACAGAACCGACUUCGAUUAUAGCGAUGAUCCGGCCUUUCACGGUGGAGAGGAUCUUGUGCUUGCCCAUGUUGAUCAUUGCAUUGAGGCAUUGCGUAUACGGCUGCAAUGCUCGGCCGAUGUUACCCCGUUCUUACACACGAAUGGCUCUCGAGGCAUCCAGCCAGACUUCAACUCCCAGCAUAGGUGCCCUAAGUAUGAUCGCAUCGUUGACUGGGCGAAAGAACGGCAGAUCAUGGUGGAUACUCCGAAGCACGAAUAGUCACUACAUG